Molecule: messenger RNA, 297 nt
Organism: Phytophthora sojae
Lineage: Eukaryota; Oomycota; Peronosporomycetes; Peronosporales; Peronosporaceae
Exons: 1
Source: RefSeq, a predicted model, not a curated record
GUGUCGAGUGUCUCGGAGGAGGAUCCUGUUUUCACGAUCUGCCUCCGUUUACUCAACAGGGUCACCUACCCGUUCCUGAGCGACGGCGUGGCUUCCAUGCUAUCAAACAUGGUGGAGUCUCAGUAUGACCCGCUGGGGCUUGUGGAGGGCGACCUGGACUAUCGCGAUGAAGAUGAAAAACGAAACAAGGACGUUAGUUCGUAUGCAAAGUUGUCGCUUACCGCGAAGCGCGACAAGUUGUUGCAGAACGCCCGUAAAGCACUAGCGUACGCGCCGGGUGACAAGGAAGAAGAGUGA